Molecule: messenger RNA, 1633 nt
Organism: Octopus sinensis (East Asian common octopus)
Lineage: Eukaryota; Metazoa; Mollusca; Cephalopoda; Octopoda; Octopodidae
Product: DNA polymerase delta subunit 3
Exons: 15
Coding region: 199-1620 (473 amino acids)
Biological process (GO): DNA synthesis involved in UV-damage excision repair; DNA replication; nucleotide-excision repair, DNA gap filling
Cellular component (GO): nucleus; delta DNA polymerase complex
Molecular function (GO): DNA-directed DNA polymerase activity
Source: RefSeq, a predicted model, not a curated record
CAUCUAUGUUUCUGUGAUGAUUUGACUAGUUGGAAGUCUAAAUUUACUAAACUGUUAAUAAACAAUCAUAGCAAUGUAAUUAUUAUGAUAGAUUUGCUUUAAAAAAUCGAUUAUACUGCAUUCGAAGGACCUCAUCAAUUGUUAUCAUUAAAACUAUCCAUAGUUUUGGCCGAAUCGAAAAUAUCGCGGGAAACGAAAAUGGCGUCCACAUCCAUCGAUACAAUGUAUCUGGAUAAUUUAGAUGAAUAUAUCAAUGAUGAAAACAAAGUUGUGACCUACAGUUGGUUAAGCAUUACCUUGCAAGUACAUGUGAACCUAGCUAAACAGAUGUUAUUCAACUUUGUGAAGCAACAGAGAAGUGAAAAGGAUUCUGAUUGCCUUCAUGUCACCUAUUUUGUGGCAGGAAUAACGGAUAAAAAGAAGGAUGGAACCAAAGUGGUCUUUUGUAGUGUGGUUCCUGAAGAAAAAUUGGAAACUGUUAAAAGCUCUCUUCAACAAUUAUACAGUUGUCAUAUAUAUAGUGUUCAAAAAUCCAAAUUAAAGGAUUCCAGUGUACUAUAUAUUACAGAUUACCAGAAAAUGAAAGAAAGUGAGAUUGACUCAUCCAGGUAUAGUGCAGUUAAGUAUGAUGCAGCACAAAAGACAGAGAGGAAAGUUAAAACUGAGGAUAUUCAACCUAAUUCUCCUUUAAAGACAUCUGAUGAAACAUCCAUUAAAACAAAAAGUGACAGCAAUAACAACAACAAUAACAGCAGCACUAACAGUUCCAAGGCUUCAGUUACCAAAUCAGUAAUUGCUGGAAUGUUUGCUCAAUGCAAUAAGAAUAAUAUUUCCAAACAAGCAUCUACAGAUCAGAGUAGUAAUAAUUCUGAACCGAAGAAGGAACAGGCAGCUAAAAAGGUUUCAAAGAAACCAACUGGUGUGCUAUCUUUCUUUUCUUCUGCAGGAAAAUCGGAGAGCAUUGCGAUCAAAUCAGAAAAUACAGAACCAUCUAGAAAUACUUCUAAUAAUAUGCAGAAAGAAGUCAAAAAACCUCUUCAAGAAUCUGAUUCAGAAGAUGAUAUGUUCCAAACAAAGAAGCGGCGCCGCAUUGUCCGAAAUAUCAGUAGUGAGGAAGAAGAUGAUUUGUUCCAAGAUAAGAAGCGGCACCGCAUAGUCCAAAAUAGCAGUAGUGAAGAAGAAAUGGAACCAGAGGAACCACUUCCAAGUCCACCUAGUCCAGAGAUGAUGCCCACUGAUGCUGAUAUCAAGGAUGACGCAAGGGAAGAAGGUUCAGCUGUAGAAAAUGGCAGUAAGCAAAACACUGAAGAAACAGCAGCAAGAGAAACAGAAUCUAGAAUUGUCGUUAAUAAAGAUGGAAAACGAAGGAAACGGAUAAAAAGACAGAAAAACAAGAGGUUUUUGGAUGAUGAAGGUUUUAUGGUGACAAAGAAAGUUAUGGUCAGUGACUCAACUGAUGUCUCUGAUGAGGAAACAGAAAAAAACUCUAAACCUCCAACAACAGCUGCACCUCUUGUACUGUCAGCUGCUCAGCUCAAGAAACCUGUCUCGAAAACAAGUGUUCCUGAUAAAGGACAGAAGAAGCAGUCAUCCUUGAUGUCAUUUUUCAACAAAAAAUAAAUACAUUGUUCAG